Molecule: messenger RNA, 1855 nt
Organism: Lactuca virosa
Lineage: Eukaryota; Viridiplantae; Streptophyta; Magnoliopsida; Asterales; Asteraceae
Source: the annotation of a GenBank genome assembly
AUGAAAGAAGGAAACCCAAACAAACGAAGAGCCAGCAUCAUGAAAUUUUUCAGAGAGCUUCCUUCACAAGAUGAUGAUGGUCAAGUUCUCCCCAUAAGUGGCCUUUGGAACACAGCCAUGGCACAUCCUAAUGAUCCAGAGUUCAUAGAAUUAGGUAUCUUUGAAUGCAUGUCAGCUCUCAUUUGGAAAGGCUUAAAGAAUCGCAGAUGGCUAUCUCAUGAUCAAAACAUCUACAUCCCUUAUUAUGCUGCACAUAUAAUCGGAUCAUACACCAUGAACAUGGAAGAUUUUGCAGAAACUGCAGUCAAUGCAGGGGUAAUCCCACCUUUGGUUGAACUCUUAAGGGGUAGAUUAACUUGGGUUGAACAAAGAGUUGCUGUAAGAGCUUUAGGACAUUUAGCUACAUAUGCAAGCACUUUCCCUGCUGUUUCAAGUCAUGGAGAGAUUCUUGAACUUUGUAUACAAUUAGCAAUGAGUUCACUUGAGAUUGUUUACUCUCACUUUUAUCAGUAUGCUGACAGAAGACUUAGUUACCAUUGUGAUCUUUUGACACGUGGCAUGGGUGGUGUAGAGAUGGAAUCAAGGAAAGCUGAGGAAUGGGCUAGUCAAUUACAAUCAGGUAUUGGGUUAUUGAGAACAAUUUGUCAUCAUAAAUUUGGAAGAGGACCUGUUAGCAGCUGCCCAGGGGUAAUUGAGUCAUUAUGUAAUAUUGCACGCUCUUCAGAUGACUGGCAAUAUAUGGCGAUUGAUUGUCUUUUAUGGUUGCUCCAAGAUCCUAAUACCUUCCAUAAGGUGAUCGAAAAGGCAGCACCAGCAGUUCUGGACCUAGCAGAAAUCCAAACCCUCGGGGACCACAAAAAACUCGGCGAUUCCAUCCUCAACGUCCUCCAAGAAUCCAUCAAUUCCACCGGAAACCGCAAUUCCAUCAGCAACCGAACCCAAGAAGACAUCGAAUCCCUCCUCGAUUCUCGCGAACGUUUCAAAUGGGAAAAAUCCAUGCCAAAAGAAGACCUCCACAUCAAACAAGCCGCCGCCUUAGUCGUCAAACUCGAAGGCAACUCCCUCUUUUCUUCCGGAAACAUCCAAGCCGCCGCCUUAAAAUACUCAGAAGCCCUCUCCUUAUGCCCCGUAAGAUCCAAAAAAGAAAGAGUUGUUUUAUACAGUAAUCGCGCCCAAUGCUACCUUUUGUUGCAACAACCUUUGACUGCCAUUAGUGAUGCCACGCGGGCCCUUUGUUUGCAUAAUCCGGUGAAUAGACACGCGAAAAGUUUGUGGAGGCGGGCCCAGGCGUAUGAUAUGAUUGGGUUGGCGAAGGAGAGUUUGUUGGAUGCGAUUUUGUUUAUAAAUGAGUGUUCGAAUUCGAUGGAUCCGGAUUUGAAUUGUAGGCAGAAUAAGGUCCCGGAUUAUGCGGAGCGGUUGGUGAAGAAGCAGAUGAAGGCCGCGUGGUUGUUUAGGGAGGCGGCGGUGAAACAUGGCGGGAUUGAUUGUGAGGAGGGUGGUGGUGGCGGUGGUGGUGGUGGUGGGGAUGGUGAUGAGAAAUGAAACGAUGAUAGUUGAUACGAUGUGCAACUUGUAGAAGAUGAAAAAUGAGCUUGAAACAAAGAAAGAAUGAGUGAGUUUUAACUUUUAACAUUGCUCUUUUUCUGUUUUUUUCUAUUGCAUUCUUAAUGUUCACAAGACUUUGAAGAGAAAAAAAAAAUCCCAAAUUCAAAGGAUUUUGUACAUUAUUAUUUUUCUUGUAAUUUUGGUGUGUGUGUGUGUCUUUCUUUUGUGUGCAAAAAAUGUGUAUAAAACCCUUGGGGGACUUUUGAGUUUUUGAGUAAUAAUGGGUUUUUUCUGAAAUGAUUCGUGUUGG